This is a messenger RNA of Xenopus laevis (African clawed frog), 1448 nucleotides long. It is a transcript of the gene thdl17.L, whose product is annotated as thyroid hormone down-regulated protein (gene 17) L homeolog. The record is from RefSeq and is marked provisional. NCBI's taxonomy places the organism in Eukaryota, Metazoa, Chordata, Amphibia, Anura, Pipidae.
CACGUGUGGAAAAGUGACAACAAUUAUUUGGGUCUUCACAGACUUUUAUAUCCAAGGUCAUCAGAAAGUUUCCUACCAGACCCCACACCUGAGACAAUGAAGUGCCAACUGCUGUUUCUUCUCACACUGUUCAGUAUUUUUAGUCCUCCAGUUUCAGCUGGCUGCCCAACAUGUGCCGGUGACCAGGAGUGUGUUACCAACAGCUGUGUCUGUAAAAAAUCUCUGUACAACUUAACAGGGAGUCCACCAACCCCUGUCAUUCAGUGCAGCAAUACCAUGAUUUUGUCCAUGCCAAAAUGCCAAAUGGAAAAAGACAGAUACAACUCAACCAACUUACAUCUGGUGGAUUCAGCCUGCCAGUUGAAAGAUCAAAUUGUUGAUGAUCUUGCUCAAAUGGUUUAUAACUGGACGCUUAAGAAUGGAGAGUGUGGCAACAAUUUAAUUGUAAAUUCAACUCAUGUUACUUAUGCCAAUAAAUUGUUCGUCUAUGCCCAAAACACUCUAAUCACCAGCAGAAAUAAUGCUACUUUAUAUUUCUCAUGUUCUUAUCCACUGAACAUGAAAACUUCACUUAAUUUCCCUCUGAAGACCGUUUUUGGGUCGACUGAGAUAUCUGUCCCCAAUGGAGAAGGAAAACUGACUGUCAUCAUGUCAGUUUUUACAGAUUCAGCAUUCUCCCAACAUGUAACUGCUGACUCUGAGUUGAUUGUGGAGCAACCUCUGUAUGUCUCAGUGUUGAUGGCAAGCUUGGAGUCUUUCUCUGUUAAAGUGACAAAUAUUUAUGUCACAGAAACAUCAGAUUCCUCUGUGGAACCAAAAUUGUAUCUACUUCAGAAUGGGUGUAAACCUGAUGGCGUUGGAGCUGAUUUAAUGAGCACAUUACAGAAUGGAAAUAACACUGAAUCACGAUUUAUAAUGAAAGUUUUCAAGUUUAGUGCUACAUCUAGCCUGUAUCUGUUUGCAGAUGUUACAAUUUGUAAUGGCACUUGCAUACCGGACUGCAGUUCCCGCUCAGGUGUUGUUGCUAGAGCAACAGAAUUACAGACUCUCAGUGUGUACCUGGAAUCAAGGGAUACAUUCUCUGCUGCUUCUACUGCAUUUAGCUGUUUCUCCUCACUUUGGACUCUGAACUCAAUUUUGUUCUCUGUUCUCCUCAGUAAAAUCAUGUAGUCCUCCUCUCACAUGGUUCUUGUUCAGUCAGUGAUAAAAAUGAAAUUUUCCUGCUCAUUUACACACCAAUAUGAAAUAAUAUUCCUUGCAUCCUGCUGCAAAUUAUUGGGGAUCAUAUAAAACCUUACUAGUUUUAUUAAAAAAAACAAUGUGAAAAGCAAUUAUUUACGAUGGUGUAUUUAUUUUACUUUUGAUUUUAUUGUAACUGCUAACUUUACUUUCUUUGUUCUGCACUGUUGUAUAGUGUUAUCUGCCAUUCAAUAAAAUUUUAAGCAAUU